Molecule: messenger RNA, 579 nt
Organism: Cucurbitaria berberidis CBS 394.84
Lineage: Eukaryota; Fungi; Ascomycota; Dothideomycetes; Pleosporales; Cucurbitariaceae
Exons: 3
Coding region: 66-425 (119 amino acids)
Source: RefSeq, a predicted model, not a curated record
CAAGUAUACAACAAACUUGGCAACCUCAUCCCAACAAACUUCACUCACCAUAAUCCUACGAUAAAAUGCCAGACCCAGCGCAAAUCAACCGCUCGCUUGGAACCCUCCGAACUGAACUCGAGUACCUCGCCGCAGCAGGUGUCCUCUCUCCUCCACAACUGCAGUCGAUUGCGGCGCAACUCCCGCAACCAAACGGCCAGCCAUCGCCCUACGUUGACCCAAGAUACGUGUCAGGGGCCAAUCAGUUCAAUCCUAGUCUAGUUGCACAGCAGGCGCAGGAUCCUAAUAAUCCUGCACAUCCUGAUCAUCCCAAGCACCAUGACUGGGCGAAGAAGCUAGGUUCCAAGUUUGGAAAUGCUGCAGUGUAUGGAGCUGGAGCGACGUUUGGGGCGGAUCUGGUUAAUGAUGUUAUGAGGAAAUUUUGAGGGGUUGGAGUAUGUAUAGUCUAGUGGUGGUUUGGUGAUGAAUUGAGUAGUGGCAUGUACACCUAUGAAUGAGAUGAUGCAACGAAUUUGGGUAUACUACUAGGCAUAUACAGUGAGAGCAUUGAUUGAAUCUUAUGAUGAUUGAAGUUGGGUA